Molecule: messenger RNA, 1831 nt
Organism: Lotus japonicus
Lineage: Eukaryota; Viridiplantae; Streptophyta; Magnoliopsida; Fabales; Fabaceae
Product: NAC domain-containing protein 7-like
Biological process (GO): regulation of DNA-templated transcription
Molecular function (GO): DNA binding
Source: RefSeq, a predicted model, not a curated record
AUCUUAAUUUUCUUGAUCAUUAUAAUAAGGUACCAUACUUAUUUUAGUUUUAAGAUAACCCUUUCAACAUUUGUUAUUCAUAUGUAGUUAAUGGUAGACCACCAAAUUCAGUGUUGUUUGUGAUAUGCAUAUUUCCAAUUCUGAGUCCUCUUCAAUUAAAAGAAAUAUAAAAGUAACUUUAGUAAUCGAUUGGAGGAAAACUCAGAGCCAACUGAACAAACAAUUGCCUUAUUUGUUAAAAGUUUGAGACCUUCCACGUCAAGAACAAAAUUCCAAGGGGCUUGUAGCUCAAUAGGCAUGGGCUGAAGUCUCAUGGACUAGGUUCUGAUGAUGCGAGAGGUUUGAUGCUUGCCCUUCCAUUAUAACCCAAAAAUAAAAUACCUUUGUCCCUUCUCUAAGGAGCCAAAUUAUGUGAUAUGAAGAAUUUCAUCAAAAUAAGCUGUAUAACAGAAGCCAUCAAUGCAUAGUUGCAUCCUACAAACUAUUUUGUCGGUCACCUGAGCCAUCUUACCAGCUCAGCAGCUCUAUAUGGACGUUACUUGGAUUUUUUUCUCUUAAUAGUUGGCUAUUGAUUCUAUAUUAGAAUUCGAGUUAGGUCUAACUUUACCCCAAAAUCUAGCUUAGAGUUGGGCCUCUACCCUUUAUAAGGACUUAUUUAUCGUAAGUCAAUGUUAAUCUUAUCUCACCCCUCACGCACAGAGCUGGAGAUCUAGAGCGUAGAAUUUUCAGGAAUGAACAUUUGCGGGUGGCCCAUAUAUAAGUGGUCUACAAUAAACGGAUCUAGGAUAGAUUUUGAUACCAUAUCAAAACUCAGUUAGGACUUAGGCCUAACUCUACCCCAAAAACUAGCUUAGUGGUUAUGGUUGCUCUACUCUUUAUAAGGACUUAUUUGAAUAUAUUUCUAGUGAACGUGGGACCUUAACCAGCCAUAUUUUGGUCAUUUACUUCUCUCAUUCAUUUAUCUUGUCUUGCUCUUUUUGUUUUCACUCUAAUUUGCUUUCCAGGAUUGAAGUAGGAAAUCUGAUUCUCUUCAAUAAGUCUCUGGUGUUUGAAGUUCAGGGAGUAAGGAGGUACGCUUCAUUCUUUGACAUGUUGGAGGCAGAAAGCCUUGAAAAAGUUCUUCCAGGAGUUGAAAGUGUUGAAGAAGGCAAUAAAUAUAGAGGACUAAAGUAUGAGGGAGUUCAAGGCCUUCUAGGUAUAAUUCAUACUACGGGGACAGUUCCUAAUGCACUUCCACCACCAAGAUCAUCUCUAUUAGCAUCAUUUAAUUUGCCAUGCAAUCCAAAUGCUCAGAAAUUAAAGUGAGGGAGAAUAUGAAUGAUUUUUCUCAUGUUCCUCCUGGGUUAAGGUUCCAUCCCACGGUUGAAGAACUUGUUGAUUAUUACCUCAGGAAAAAAGUUACUUCAAGGAGGAUCGACCUCGAUGUCAUCAAAGAUGUUGACCUCUAUGAGCCCUGGGAUCUUCAAGAGCUUUGCAGAUUGGGAAGUGAAGAACAAAAUGAAUGGUACUUCUUCAGCCAUAAAGAUAAGAAGUAUCCAACAGGAACUCGUACAAAUAGAGCAACAGCAGCAGGAUUUUGGAAAGCUACUGGAAGAGACAAAGCAAUCUAUUCUAAGCUGCAUGACCUGGUUGGGAUGAGGAAAACAUUAGUCUUUUAUGAAGGCCGAGCACCCAAUGGACAAAAAUCUGAUUGCAUCAUGCAUGAGUAUCGCCUUCAAACCAAUGAAUAUGCCACACCACAGGCAAGUUUCAAAAUAAAGAACCAGCAUAUAGUAUCCUUAGCUAGAUGAGCUCAUGUUUGUUUUAUUUGCCACUAUUAAAAUAAUAUAUA